AUGAUUAAGUUUUUCCUCAUUGUGAAUCGUUAUGGCCAGACACGUCUUGCUCAAUACUAUGGCGAGCGUCCAUCAAUAGAGGAACGCCAAAAGCUUGAAAGUGAAAUUAUUCGUCAAUGCGUUUCUAGAAAUGAACAAAUGUCAUUCACAUUUCACCAUGGCGAUUUAAAGAUUGUCUACAAGCGUUAUCUUGCUAUUUAUUGCAUUGCUGCUGUCGAAGAAGAUUCAAACGAAAUUGCUGUCGUUUCAUUCUUCGAUUUCUUCUUCCAAACACUCAGAGAAUACUUCGGCGAUAUUACAGAAUUCCAUAUUCUUUAUAAUCUUCCUCAAGCCUAUACAGCUCUUAAUGAAAUCAUUGUUGAUGGUCAGAUUGUCGAAACUUCAAAGCAAAAAGUUGUUACAAUGCUUAACUCUAUCUACAUCUAA
This is a messenger RNA of Trichomonas vaginalis G3, 426 nucleotides long. RefSeq names its product protein transport. Gene Ontology annotation, biological process: vesicle-mediated transport; protein transport. The transcript has a single exon. NCBI's taxonomy places the organism in Eukaryota, Parabasalia, Trichomonadida, Trichomonadidae. Gene Ontology annotation, cellular component: intracellular membrane-bounded organelle. The record is from RefSeq and is a predicted model, not a curated record. Bases 1 to 426 code for a protein of 141 amino acids.